This is a messenger RNA of Somion occarium, 802 nucleotides long. The record is from the annotation of a GenBank genome assembly. NCBI's taxonomy places the organism in Eukaryota, Fungi, Basidiomycota, Agaricomycetes, Polyporales, Cerrenaceae.
AUGUCACUCUUCACUUCGUAACCUAUAGACCAACAUUAUGAGUACCACGCACCGCGUCCCACCUGUUCUCCUGUGGACUACACUUGCGGAGACAAAGCUUUUCCUGUCUACAAAGAGAAAACCUGUCCAAAGGAGUAGCCUCGGAGUCCCCGCGGUGUCCGAUUUGACAUGCAUUGGGGCAGGAAGAGCUCAGAUGAUUUCUCCACCCACCCGUCACGGGUAUUCGUCUUCACAUGCACACUCUUGGGACCUGGACUUUAUCAAUACACAGAUAGUCUCAGGUUGCCGCCCAGAGCCUUCUUGCAUCGCUUCAGAUGAUGAGUGUAAGAAGUUGACAGGAACGCAUGUUAAUGUCUUCUUAUACUCGCUCACUCGCACAGCCUAUAGAGAAGACAGCGUUCCCGAUCAUCCUACCGCCGUCGGGAAAUAUGCGGAUUAUCAUAAAAGUUACAAGGCUUGACCAUCGAUUUGUAGCCAAAACUGCUUAUCGUGAUUUUCCUGACGACUACGCACGGUAUUCUCACAUGACCCCAUUAGGAGGAUCUUCAUAAUGUCGUGAAGAGGAAAGGCUCGACAAAUGCGAUUGACAGAAACCUUUCAAAAUGCCAGGGCUACCGCCCAAACCAGGAUAUGAUCGGAGCAUCUGCUCUGUGUUUGAUUAGUGGCAUUCUAGGAUACCCGUCUCCUUGAAGAUCAGUCUUUGCAUUGACAGUUCAUUCACAGUCUUCACAGUCUGCUGGUUUGCGACUGGAGGCUGGGCGGCUCCAUCCAAGGCACUGUGUACCACGUAUCCUUGUGGCUC